This is a messenger RNA of Bombyx mandarina (wild silkworm), 1712 nucleotides long. It is a transcript of the gene Oda, whose product is annotated as Ornithine decarboxylase antizyme. The record is from RefSeq and is a predicted model, not a curated record. Gene Ontology annotation, cellular component: cytoplasm; nucleus. NCBI's taxonomy places the organism in Eukaryota, Metazoa, Arthropoda, Insecta, Lepidoptera, Bombycidae. Gene Ontology annotation, molecular function: ornithine decarboxylase inhibitor activity. Gene Ontology annotation, biological process: positive regulation of protein catabolic process.
UUGAACAAAGAUUCAUACGUGUUACGACUUUGUGUGCAACGCAAUUCCGCUGCGGCCUAACGGUUUGCGCCGUAAUUUUUCCCCCAAGUUAUUUUCAAGGCUUAAUUACGUCUCUCCAAGAUGACGAUGUUAAUACAACAAUUAAAUUGUAGUAGUAGUAUUAGUAAAUACUACAAUGGAAAUGGUGUGGACUCCGUCGAGACCAAACAGGUCGAGAAGGUUUAUUCCGGUGACGGGGCGUCUCUGAGCGCUCCCGGCAGCAAACGCUCAGCUCUGUCGGCUUCGGACGCCGAGUGUUUCUCGCUGUGCCUGGGCGCCGGGCCUCUGUGGUGGUCCGAUGUCCCUGCUCACGGCUCUGCACCGCCCGGAGGGGUGACCGGCGGGGCUGCGAGCCCCGCUACCCCGGCCACCCCCAACCACGACGACAAUCGCGACUUGCUAAGUGCCCUGCUAUGGUCAAGCUCCAGCUCUUUGGCCAGCAGCGCCGAGAGUCUCCAUGAUGGCCAAGCGUCUCCGCAACAGCUACAACUACAACAACAAGUUGUCAACAAGAUCUUGGAGCGCAAGGACAAGCACCCCGUUAAAAUUGAGUUCAAGAUUUAUCUCACCGAGAACACAGUUAUACGUUGGGAGGCUGUUGUGCACAACAACAUGAUGUACCUCCGCGUACCCGGGGUCCUGCAGUCCGGCAGCAAGGACAGCUUCAUGCUGCUCCUGGAUUUCGCUGAAGAGCGUCUCGGCUGUAAGAGUUGCAUCAUCUGCGUUCUGAAGAGUCGUCCCGACCGCGCUACCCUGCUGCGGACUUUCAUGUUCAUGGGAUUCCAAGUUCUGGCUCCGAAUUCGCCGCUGACCCCACAGCACAUCAACAACCCUAAUUACAUUUUCUUACACUACAAUAUGCAGUAAAAUUUUAUUCAUAAACAAAGCUUCCUCUCGGGUGAAGCUAACAAAAAAAAAACAACCUCAUUUUUUCCACAAAAUAUGUCGUGUUUUUUUCAUAUGGCAACAUUAGAUUAUCCACGACUCGUUCAAGUCAAGCACUUAGAGAUCCUUUCUAAAUCAGUAUUCAAAAUGCACAUUUAAAAUUUAAAUACAUGAUAAAGGGCUUUCUUAGCACAGUUCGCGUUUAAUGAUUUUAUUAAACUAGAUUAUUCUAUAUUACUUAGAUUAAAAAAAAAAAAAUGUAAAAAAAGAAAAAAAAAAGAGAAAAUACUUUUAUUUGUUUGGAACUUGAAACUCUAAAACAUUGAUAUUUGUGUAUUUAUUAAAAAAAAAAAACAGAUUUGCAUCUAAUCUAAUAGUCCAAUAUAAAUAGUCAUUCUAGUGAGGUAUUAAGACCAGGCAAUAAAAAUCUAUUUGAGAUCAAAUUUCUUUGAAACACUACUACUUACUACAUUGGCCAAAAGAUUGAAUAAAUUGUCAAGCCUCACUAGCUUACAAAACUGGGUAUAGAACUAGAAAUUUCUAAUAAUUAUUUCCUAGAAUUUCAAAGCCAAAGGAAUAAAAGUUAACUUUCUAUUCUCUCAAUGACAUUUGUAAGUGAGAAAUUGAAAAAUUUCAACUUCCAAAUACUCAUUGCGGGAUUUAAAUAUAAUUUUUCAAUUAUUAUUUUUCUUUCAUUUAUUAUUAUGAUUGUUAAUUAUUUCGUGUUUCCGUCGUCGUGUAAAAUGUCACCCCAACCGGGUUAGAGCAAAAAAAAAAAAAAAAAAAUA